AUGGAUUCCAACCAGAUUGUUUUCAUUACCGGGGCCAAUACUGGUCUUGGAUUUGAAAUUGUUAAAUCUUUGCUUCAAUCCGACGUUGCUUAUACAAUACUUUUGGGUGGUCGCAGCAUCGAAAAAGCCAACACAGCAGCAAAGGAUGCGCAAGCACAAUACCCUGAAAGUUCCAGUACGAUCGAAACUAUUCAGAUAGAUAUCGAAGACGAUGAUUCAAUUAAUCAAGCAUUCGUUAAGAUAAUUGAUGGAUACAAACGACUUGACGUUUUGAUCAAUAACGCUGGAGCUCUAUUUGACCUUCGAGCGGACACCGACGGUCUCUCGAUGCGCGAGUUGUGGAACAAAACUUGGAAUCUCAAUGUAACCGGAACUCAUAUUGUAACCCACACACUCAUGCCACUCCUGCUGGCCUCCAAGAACCCACGUCUCUUAUUCAUCACAUCAGGUACUUCAACCCUCACCGAGACUGCAACAUCACCUCUUCCCAUCGACAAGUCUCCACCCGCCGGCUGGCCCAAGUCUCUUGGUAUGCCCGCGUACCGUGCCAGUAAAUGCGGUAUGAACAUGUUGAUGCGACAGUGGUUUCGUGUCUUGAAGGAGGAUGGUGUGAAAGUUUGGUGUGUUUCUCCUGGACAUUUGGCCACGGGUUUGGGAGGAUUGGGGAAGGAGAUGAAUGCCAAGUUUGGGGCUAAAGAUCCGGCGCUAGGUGGACAGAUUAUAAGGGAGGUGGUGGAGGGGAAGGAGGACGAGAAUGUCGGGAAGGUUGUCAGACGGGGUGGACCUCAGCCUUGGUAG
Glarea lozoyensis ATCC 20868 is the source of this 798-nucleotide messenger RNA. Its product is annotated as NAD(P)-binding Rossmann-fold containing protein. Gene Ontology annotation, molecular function: oxidoreductase activity, acting on NAD(P)H, oxygen as acceptor. Gene Ontology annotation, cellular component: intracellular anatomical structure. Bases 1 to 798 code for a protein of 265 amino acids. The transcript is spliced from 2 exons. The record is from RefSeq and is a predicted model, not a curated record. Lineage: Eukaryota; Fungi; Ascomycota; Leotiomycetes; Helotiales; Helotiaceae.